CCCCGGGCUGCGGGGGUCUCCCAGCAUCCAUCCUCGCCCUCCUUAGCGGGCAGUGCCCUUCCGCCGCCGGGGCCCCUCCUCGCAGGAGGAGGCGGGCGGGGAGCACCGCCGGCCUUGGGGAGGGCUCCGCCUGCAGGGGGCGGCGGGCGGCGCUAGCGAGCGGCGAACUGGCUGGCGGCGCGAGGCUCUGGAGCUUCUGCGCGCUCUCUGCGGAGGCUGACGGGCAAAGGGGAACGGAGCCUCAGCGUUCUCCUGCUGCUGCUCGCCGCCGCGGCCAUCACCGCCCCUCGGGGUGAGGAGCCGCGGAGCUGCGAGACUGUCCGGAAAGUUUUCCAGUUGCGUCAGCUCGGCUCCCACAGGAGCGUCCCGAAGUUCCCGCGGGCAGGGAUAGAACUGAAAAUAUUUGUAGGAAAACUAAACCUUUUUACACUCCAUGUAUCCUUACCAAUUAGUGCCACUGAAACCUUUGAAAUGCUCAUCAAACUGUCUGAGAAUUACACAAGCACACUUUUCUGCAAUGCAUAUAGAAACAUGGCUGCUGAGGCUACUACACGUGUUCAGGAGUUUUUCACAGACAUUGCACUCUUUGUAUUUGGCACAGACAUCAGUACAGAGGAAUUUGUCAACAGAUUUUUUGAUACCCUGUUCCCAAUGGUCUACAAUCACAUGGUUAACCCCUAUCUGACUGAUGUUACACUGGAAUACUCACAGUGCCUCCAAAUGGCAAGAAGAGAUAUGAGAUAUGAGCAUGUGCCUCUGAACUUUCACUCACUUGUUAAUGAUGCUCUCAUACAAGCUCAUGUCAAUGGACCAGAAUUAACUGAGCAGGUAAGAAGCUGUUCUGAAGGGGAAACAGCUUCUUCUGCUAAGCAGCUGAUACAAACUCUAGAACAACUUGACCUAGUGAACAAGGUAUGUGGCCCACUUGUAAAGAAGCCUACACAGUCUCUGCACUGCUCUUUUGAUCAGAACAAAUAUAACCAGGGGCUGAAGAUGUUCUCAAGAGACAGUGAGGAAACCCUUGCCAGCAGAAGAAAAGAAUUUAUCACCCACCUUUGCCUCUACAGAGCCUUUUAUGGUGGCCUGGCUGAUCAGCUGUGUGGUAAUAAGUUGGCAGCUGUUGAUGGUCUGCCAUGUUGGGAUGGAGAAGAUGUUGUAAAAAGCUAUACUCAUCGUGUGGUUGGCAGUAGAAUCAAAGCUCAGUCUGGGAAUCCAGAAGUAAGAGUGAAAGGAACAGAUCCUGUAGUAAAUCAAAUUAUUGACAAGCUGAAACAUGUUAUUCAGUUGUUGCGGGGCAAAUCAUUUCGUAAAUAUGAUAACUGGGAUCUACGGCAAACAGGCAGUGGUGGAAGUGUGGAAGAACAAAUCAGGGGAGAUUGUGAUGAUGAAGAUGGUUGUGGAGGAUCAGGAAGCAAAGAAGUAAAAAGAGUCCUGAAAAUUACAGAAUCUGGGAUGCCAGAUAAGACGAACCUCAGUGACAUAAAGCAAAUCCAUCAAACCAUCAAUGCCAGCACUUUACAUACAACUGGAACAGGCUGUACAACAAUAGUGGAUUAUAUGACAUUUAUGCUGAUUAGUUUGGUAACACUAUUUCUCAAUCUCUGGUAA
Lagopus muta (rock ptarmigan) is the source of this 1608-nucleotide messenger RNA. It is a transcript of the gene GPC5, whose product is annotated as glypican 5. Gene Ontology annotation, biological process: cell migration; positive regulation of canonical Wnt signaling pathway; regulation of protein localization to membrane. Lineage: Eukaryota; Metazoa; Chordata; Aves; Galliformes; Phasianidae. The record is from RefSeq and is a predicted model, not a curated record. Gene Ontology annotation, cellular component: plasma membrane; cell surface; extracellular region.